AUGGAGUUUGUUUAUAGCCCAGCAGAGCCUGAGCCACUCCCACCCGCCUGCAGGUUGGCGCUGUAUGUGUAUGAGUACCUGCUGCACAUCGGUGCCCAGAAGUCAGCACAGACCUUUCUGUCUGAGAUCCGAUGGGAGAAGAACAUCACGCUGGGGGAGCCCCCAGGUUUCCUGCAUUCCUGGUGGUGCGUGUUCUGGGACUUGUACUGCGCAGCGCCUGACCGCAGAGAGGCAUGUGAGCACUCAAGUGAGGCCAAGGCCUUCCAGGACUACAGCGCGGCCGCUGCCCCCAGCCCUGUGAUGGGGGGCAUAGCCCCCAGCGAUGCAAUGGCAGCUGGCCCCAUGGCACCUGGCUUCUUCCAGGGCCCCCUGGGCUCCCAGCUGCCCCCCCACAACCCCAACACCCCCAUGAUGGGGCCUCACACUCAGCCCUUCAUGUCACCCAGGUUCUCAGGGGGCCCCCGGCCCACCCUGCGGAUGCCGAGUCAGCCUCCCGUGGGCCUACCCGGCUCCCUCCCUGGUGCCAUGGACCCCUCCCCGCGUGUUCAGGGGCAUCCGAGCAUGGGCCCGAUGCAGAGGGUGACUCCUCCACGGGGCAUGGCCAGCGUUGGGCCCCAGAGCUAUGGAAGUGGCAUGCGGCCCCCACCCAACUCCCUCGCUGGCCCAGGCCUGCCCACAAUGAACAUGGGCCCCGGAGUGCGCGGCCCAUGGGCCAGCCCCAGUGGCAACUCGAUCCCCUAUUCUGCCUCCUCCCCUGGCAGCUACACGGGACCUCCAGGAGGUGGUGGGCCCCCUGGCACACCCAUCAUGCCCAGCCCUGGAGACUCCACCAACUCCAGCGAGAACAUGUACACCAUCAUGAACCCCAUGGGGCCAGGCGCCGGCAGGGCUAACUUCCCACUGGGCCCAGGCCCCGAGGGCCCGAUGGCAGCCAUGAGCACGCUGGAACCUCACCACGUGAACGGAUCUCUGGGCUCAGGCGACAUGGAUGGGUUGCCGAAGGUGAGGGGCCGCGCUCAGGCAUAGCUGGGGUGUGGGGCGGCCGGGCAGGGGACCCGGGGGCGGUGGUG
Messenger RNA from Myotis davidii, 1070 nucleotides. It is a transcript of the gene SSBP4, whose product is annotated as single stranded DNA binding protein 4. Gene Ontology annotation, molecular function: protein binding; single-stranded DNA binding. NCBI's taxonomy places the organism in Eukaryota, Metazoa, Chordata, Mammalia, Chiroptera, Vespertilionidae. The transcript has 16 exons. The coding region runs from base 1 to 1026 and encodes 341 amino acids. Gene Ontology annotation, cellular component: nucleus. The record is from RefSeq and is a predicted model, not a curated record. Gene Ontology annotation, biological process: positive regulation of transcription by RNA polymerase II.